CUCUACAGACAGUGAGACAUCAGUCGCAUACUUAUCGCACGUCUGGAAAGAGUGUCUACUUUUAGUUAGUGCUUGAUUCAUCACCAAAUUUUCGUUCGCUUUUGAUGUGUGCCAUUAUCAGUAUCUGUUUUUAAGAGAUUUUUUUAGCGAAAAUAGUUGUUGUUUUAGUGUUAUAUUGCUUUUAAGCUGUGAUUUGUUUGAUAAAUUAAUUUUUAUCGAGAUUUUAGUUGUUAAAGCAUAACUAAAAAGUAGACUGAACUCACAACGCCGAGCAGAGAAAUACGUCACUAUCAUGUUCAAACCACGGGUACUUGUACUUGGAGGAUGUGGUUUCAUAGGACGCCAUCUGGUCGAUUACCUAGUAACGAACGAUCUUGCCGAAACCAUAAGAGUUGUAGAUAAGACCCCUCCUCAAAUGGCAUGGCUAAACCAGCGGCAUACGGCAGCUUUCGCUAGCCCAAAGGUAGAGUUCUGUAGUGCCAAUCUGAUCAAUCCUGCCUCCUGCCAGAAUGCUUUCAAAACGGGCGAUGGUCCCGGAUGGGACUACGUAAUCAACUGUGCCGCCGAAACGAAGCCCGGUCAAACGGAUCCGGUCUACCAGGAGGGCAUCGUGAAGCUGACCCUGAACUGUGCCAACGAGGCUGUGAAGCAUCGUGCUAAGCGAUUUGUCGAACUUAGCACCGGAGCUAUGAGCUCGAGUGAAAAGGUUCCCCAGGCGGAGGAUUGUCCGAUGAAACCAUGGACCAUGGUUGGGAAAUAUAAAGCUCAAACCGAGCAAGAGUUGGCCAACGUGGAAGGGCUGAAUUAUUUGAUCCUACGUCUGCCAAUAUGUUACGGAAUUGGAGAUAGGAAGGGAUUGACACCUCGUCUGAUCAUAUCCGGGAUAUAUAAAUAUAUCGGUGAAACAAUGAAACUUCUGUGGACAGGUUCAAUGAAGAUGAACGUAGUCCACGUGGAAGACGUUUGUUGUGCCUUGUGGGAGCUGAUGCAAAACGAGAAAACCAUCGGCGAAACGAUCAACGUGUGUGAUGAUAGUGAAGCUACCCAGGAAUCGAUCAGUGAUAUAUUAGCAGAUUUAUUUGGAAUAAAAACUGACUACUGGGGAGUAGUCAUGUCCAGUAUGACUAAAGCAGAUAUGGCCGGAGCAAUCGAGGAAAUCAACGACAAACACCUCGGACCGUGGGCUGAAGUGUGCCAAAAGGACGGAGUACUGAAUACUCCGCUAACGCCGUAUAUGGAUCAAGAGCUUUUACUUCAUAAGCAUUUGAAUCUUGACAAUAGUAAACUAAAAAGCUAUGGAUAUCAACUGAGACGCCCGAGGAUCACACGUGAAAGCUUGGAAGAGAUAGUUAGGGAUUUCGUUGAGAUGAACCAUUUUCCGGUAUCACUUUUGGAUGCCUAGUUGAACACAGACACCUUUUGAAAACUUAAUUGCUCAAUACGUUAACUGAUAUACGAAGAAGUAAAUGAUAUGUGAUCUCUGUUUUGCAAUUCGGGAAUCCAUGUACUGAAAUUUAUACCUAGCAUUAGAGAAAAUAGAGAUGUGAGAGUAAUAAAGUGAAAAAGAAACUAUUAGUGAUAACAAUAAUUUUCCUUAUGAAAUAAAAAUAUAUGUUGAAACGUACUUCAAAAGUGUAAAAUAUGUGCCUAAACAUUGCAUAAUCUUACGUAGUUGUGUUAUAUCGAAUGUAGAUAACGAACAUAAAAGUAAUAAAUUGUUAACCCCUUCAA
This is a messenger RNA of Aedes albopictus (Asian tiger mosquito), 1731 nucleotides long. RefSeq lists its product as uncharacterized. The transcript is spliced from 3 exons. Bases 293 to 1402 code for a protein of 369 amino acids. The record is from RefSeq and is a predicted model, not a curated record. NCBI's taxonomy places the organism in Eukaryota, Metazoa, Arthropoda, Insecta, Diptera, Culicidae.